ACUAUUAGUGUUUAUCAUCACUCUUUUUCCAAUUAAUGGCUCUAACAAAGUUUACAAAAAUCCAAUCAGGUGGUGGUGGUGGAGAGGAAGUAAUUGAAGAUGACAAAAUAAGCCAACAAACUACGGAGCUAAUUCUCUCCCUUCCAAGAGAGAAAGGUUGGAGAACACCAUAUGUGUAUCUAUUCCAAGGGUUUUGGUGCCAACCACAUGAAAUACAAGCCAUAAUCACUUUUCAAAAGCACUUUCAAGCCAAGGACAGUGAUGUUCUUGUGGCCACUGUGCCAAAAUCAGGCACCACAUGGUUGAAGGCCCUUACCUUUGCCACUGUGAGCCGCCACAACUUUUCUUCCUUCAACAAGAACCACCCUCUUCUCAAUUUCAAUCCCCAUGACCUUGUACCCUUUUUUGAGUACACAGUUUAUGAUAAGCAUGACAAGGUUCCUGACUUGUCCAACAUGCAUGAGCCAAGACUCUUUGGAACUCAUGUUCCAUUUGCUUCAUUGUCCAAAUCAAUCAAAGAUUCCAAUUGCAAGGUAAUCUACAUCUGCAGGAACCCUUUUGACACUUUCAUCUCUUCUUGGUUUUUUGCCAACAAAAUCAAGCCAGGGUCACUACCCACAUUGGCACUUGAUGAGGCUUUUGAAAUGUACUGUAAAGGGGUGGUUGGUUUUGGCCCAUUUUGGACUCACAUGCUUGGUUAUUGGAAGGAGAGCAUAGAGAAACCAAACAAGGUUCUGUUCUUGAUGUAUGAGGACCUCAAAGGGGACAUCAAUUUUCACCUGAAAAGGGUAGCUGAGUUCUUGGGUUGUCCUUUCACCUUGGAGGAAGAAAAUAGAGGUGUGAUUGAGAACAUAAUCAAGUUGUGUAGCUUUCAGAAAAUGAAGGAAUUAGAGGUAAAUAAGUCUGGUACAUUUGGCAGGAACUUUGAAAAUAAGUUUUUGUUCAGGAAGGGUGAAAUAGGGGAUUGGGUUAAUUAUCUUUCGCCUUCGAUGGCGCAGAAAUUAACCAAAGUCAUGGAAGACAAGUUAGGUGGGUCUGGUUUGACAUUUAGAAUGAACUCUUAAUUAUUCUGUCUAGUGGUGCAUGUUGGAUAUAGUUCUAGCUAGGAAUCACAAUCACCAUGGACAGUGAUGUUAAUUAUAUAUGACUAAUGUUGUAUGUAAAUAACUAACUAGCUGUACUAAGGUGAGUUCCUAGCCAUGCAUGUGUGUUGCGUUAAUGUGUGCUGCAAAUGUUGUUUAUGGAAUUUCCUUUUUAGAAUAAAAAGGGUUUAUGUUGGCCCCUGAGACCACAUGGGUAGGGUAGCAAGGAGCUCAAUUAUUUCCAUCAGGAACCAGUUGGAAAAAAAAUCUAUGAAUGCAUGUAGCCUUGUUACAUAUUUGUAUCAAUUAUAUAUGCUUAUGGUUGUUAAA
Glycine soja is the source of this 1412-nucleotide messenger RNA. RefSeq names its product cytosolic sulfotransferase 15-like. The record is from RefSeq and is a predicted model, not a curated record. Gene Ontology annotation, biological process: sulfation. Gene Ontology annotation, cellular component: cytoplasm. The coding region runs from base 36 to 1064 and encodes 342 amino acids. The transcript has a single exon. Gene Ontology annotation, molecular function: sulfotransferase activity. Lineage: Eukaryota; Viridiplantae; Streptophyta; Magnoliopsida; Fabales; Fabaceae.